AACCGGGAAUGCAGGAUGGCGGCGAUGAAGAAGGAAGGGGAUGCUCUCAGUGAAGCCAUGUCCCUGGAGGGAGAUGAAUGGGAGCUGAGUAAAGAAAAUGUACAACCCUUAAGGCAGGGACGGAUCAUGUCUACACUUCAGGGAGCAUUAGCACAGCAAGAAUCUGCCUGUAACACUACUCUUCAGCAGCAGAAACGGGCAUUUGAAUGUGAAAUUCGAUUUUACACUGGAAAUGACCCUCUGGAUGUUUGGGAUAGGUAUAUUAACUGGACAGAGCAGAACUAUCCUCAAGGGGGAAAGGAGAGUAACAUGUCAACUUUAUUAGAAAGAGCUGUAGAAGCACUACAAGGAGAAAAACAAUAUUAUAGUGAUCCUCGGUUUCUCAAUCUCUGGCUUAAAUUGGGGCAUUUAUGCAAUGAGCCUUUGGAUAUGUACAGUUAUUUACACAACCAAGGGAUUGGAGUUUCACUUGCUCAGUUCUACAUCUCAUGGGCUGAAGAAUACGAAGCUAGAGAAAACUUUAAGAAAGCAGAUAUGAUAUUUCAGGAAGGUGUUCAACGAAAGGCUGAACCACAAGAAAGACUGCAGUCCCAGCACAGACAAUUCCAAGCUCGAGUGUCUCGACAAACUCUAUUGGCACUUGAGAAAGAAGAAGACGAAGAAGUUUUUGGAUCUUCUGUACCACAACGAAGCACACUAGCUGAACUAAAGAGCAAAGGGAAAAAGACAGCAAGAGCUCCGGUCAGCCGUGUGGGAGGUGCUCUCAAGGCUCCAAGCCAGAACAGAGGACUCCAAAAUCCAGUUUCUCAACAGAUGCGAAGUAAUUGUAGAAUUACUGUUUUUGAUGAAAAUACUGAUAUGGCUUCUAGAGCAGAGUCGUCUAAGCCUACAGUCCAGCCAUGGGUAGCACCUCCUGUGCCCAGGGCCAAAGAGAAUGAACUGCAAGCAGGCCCUUGGAACACAGGCAGGCCCUUGGAAUACAGGCCUUAUGGCAAUACGGCUGUGACAGCUGUACCCCCUAUGCUUCCCAGUUUUACUCCAUAUGUGGAAGAGACUGCACAUCAGCCAGUCAUGACACCAUGUAAAAUUGAACCUAGUAUAAACCACAUUCUAAGUACCAGAAAGCCUGGAAAGGAAGAAGGAGAUCCCCUGCAAAGGGUUCAGAGCCAUCAGCAAGAGUCUGAGGAGAAGACAGAGAAGAUGAUGUAUUGUAAGGAGAAGAUUUACGCAGGAGUUGGGGAGUUCUCCUUUGAAGAAAUCCGGGCUGAAGUUUUCCGGAAGAAAUUAAAAGAGCGAAGGGAAGCCGAGCUGUUGACCAGUGCAGAGAAGAGAGCAGAAAUGCAGAAACAGAUUGAAGAGAUGGAGAAGAAGCUAAAAGAAAUCCAGACUACUCAGCAAGAAAGAGCAGGUGAUCAGCAAGAAGAGAAGGUGCCCAGAAAGGAGACAGCUGAGCUGCAAAUCGCUUCCAGGUCUCAAGAAAUACCAGGAAUGACUCUAUCCAGUUCUGUUUGUCCAGUAAACUCUUGUGCCAGAGAAACUUCACUUGCAGAAAACAUUUGGCAGGAACAACCUCAUUCUAAAGGUCCCAGUAUACCUUUCUCCAUUUUUGAUGAGUUUCUUCCUAAAGAAAAAAAGAAUAAAAGUCCUCCUGCAGAUCCCCCACAGGUUUUAGCCCAACGAAGACCCCUUGCAAUUCUCAAAACUUCAGAAAGCAUCACCUCAAAUGAAGAUGUGUCUCCAGAUGUUUGUGAUGAAUUUACAGGAAUUGAGCCCUUGAGUGAGGAUGCCAUUAUCACAGAUUUCAGGAAUGUAACUAUUUGUCCUAACCCGGAAGACACCUGUGACUUCGCUAGAGCAGCUCGUUUUGUAUCCACGCCUUUUCAUGAGAUAAUGUCCUUGAAGGAUCUCCCUUCAGAUCCUGAGAGACUGUUGCAGGAAGAGGAUCUAGAUGUAAAGACCUCUGAGGACCAGCAGACUGCUUGUGGCUCUAUCUACAGUCAAACUCUUAGCAUCAAGAAACUGAGCCCCAUUAUUGAAGAUAGUCGUGAAGCCACUCACUCCUCUGGCUUCUCUGGAUCUUCUGCCUCGGUUAUAAGCACCUCCUCCAUCAAAUGUCUUCAAAUACCUGAGAAACUGGAGCUUACUAAUGAGACUGCAGAAAACCCUAUUCAGUCACCCUGGUGUUCACAGUAUCGCAGACAACUACUAAAGUCCCUACUGGAAUUAAGUGCCUCUGCAGAGUUUUCUGUAGAAGACAGACCGAUGCCUAAACUGGAAUUAGAAAAGGAAAUUGAAUUAGGUAAUGAGGAUUAUUGCAUUAAACAAGAAUAUCUAAUAUGUGAAGAUUACAAGUUAUUCUGGGUGGCACCAAGAAACUCUGCGGAAUUAACCAUAAUAAAGGUAUCUUCUCAACCUGUCCCAUGGGACUUCUAUAUCAAUCUCAAGUUAAAGGAACGUUUAAAUGAGGAGUAUGAUCAUUUGUGUAGCUGUUACCAAUACCAAGAUGGCUGUAUUAUUUGGCACCAAUAUAUAAACUGCUUCACCCUUCAGGAUCUUCUCCAACACAGUGAAUUUAUUACCCAUGAAAUAAAAGUGUUGAUUAUAUAUAACCUUUUGACAAUAGUGGAGAAGCUACACAAAGCAGAAAUAGUCCAUGGCGACUUGAGUCCGAGGAGUCUGAUUCUCAGAAAUAGAAUCCACGAUCCCUAUGAUUAUAAUAAGAACAAUCAAGCUUUGGAGAUAGUGGACUUUUCCUACAGUGUUGACCUUAGGGUGCAGCUAGAUGUUCUUACCCUCAGCGGCUUUCGGACUAUACAGAUCCUGGAAGGACAAAAGAUCCUGGCUAACUGUUCUUCUCCCUACCAGGUAGACCUGUUUGGUAUAGCAGAUUUAGCACAUUUACUAUUAUUCAAGGAACACCUACAGGUCUUCUGGGAUGGGUCCCUCUGGAAACUUAGCCAAAAUAUUUCUGAGCUAAAAGAUGGUGAAUUGUGGAAUAAAUUCUUUGUGCGGAUUCUGAAUGCCAGUCAUGAGUCCACAGUGUCUGUUCUGAGGGAACUUGCAGCAGAAAUGAAUGGGGUUUUUGACACCACAUUCCAAAGUCACCUGAACAAAGCCUUAUGGAAGGUAGGGAAGUUAACUAGCCCUGGGGCUUUGCUCUUUCAGUAA
This is a messenger RNA of Cynocephalus volans (Philippine flying lemur), 3168 nucleotides long. It is a transcript of the gene BUB1B, whose product is annotated as BUB1 mitotic checkpoint serine/threonine kinase B. Gene Ontology annotation, biological process: mitotic spindle assembly checkpoint signaling; meiotic sister chromatid cohesion, centromeric. Gene Ontology annotation, cellular component: nucleus. NCBI's taxonomy places the organism in Eukaryota, Metazoa, Chordata, Mammalia, Dermoptera, Cynocephalidae. Gene Ontology annotation, molecular function: protein kinase activity. The record is from RefSeq and is a predicted model, not a curated record. The transcript has 23 exons. Bases 16 to 3168 code for a protein of 1050 amino acids.